CCUAGAUCAGGCCAGCAUAGACCUGGAAAGCUGGGACAGAUGGCUCCAAUGCACUCCAGAUGAGUCCCAGAGCGAAGGCGAUCGACGCGGCGACUCUCCACAGACGACUGACUCAGAGUCUACAUCGGAAAUUGGGGACGAGCAGGACCCACCGGAGCCGCAAAUGGACAGUCUGAAGCGAUCUAUGAUGCAAGUCGUGUAAGCGGUGAACCUUGCGCUCCACUCGUUCAAUCGUCGCUGAUCAUCUCUCUGGCCGUGAUGUCUGGGGAAGAUUCAGAGGGACUGCAGCGCAGGAGCCCGACGUUGAGAUGCGAUCCGUGGACGCUAGCUCGAGCGCGGCGCCCGGCCCCGGUGCAACAGACACCGCACCGCCAGCCGUCAGCAGGGCCCCGUCGGCGACCGCGACGACGGCCGACGAAUCCCUGCAAGAGCAGGACGCGGCCCAGACCAGCGAGCAUUCGCAACCACUGGAUGCCACCGAACCGUGCGCAGACGACUCGGGUGCCGCACGCGGAGUAGCUGAGCACGGCGCGGACGAAGGUCAUCAGGGAGGACUCGUAGGCGCGGCCGAGCACGCAGAUGAACAUCAAGGCGGCGACGCUCGUCCGAGUGAGGAGGGACUAGCUGCACCGGGCGACACACCUACGCAACCGCCCGAGUCGCAUUUCGAGUCGGCCAACCAGAACGCAAACAACGGCUGAUGAGGAGAACGGAGGAUGGUGGUAUCGAUGUCACGGUGUACGUCGUACGUUACUGGAUAGACCACCACCGCCGAAUGCUGACGUUUACCGCAGGUGGACAGCAUGCGCUGACUGAUGACGAACCGUCACGGUGAUAGACGGAUCUUUCGGUGCACGAACAGCUUCUUGGAUCGCGACGGGCUGAUGUCUCGUAUGUUCCUCUUUCGUUACGGCUGUUCGUGAUGCUUGUGCCGGCUAUGGACUCGGAGGUCUUGAUUCAUAUGGCUUACUGAAUAUUCUACGGUACACUUGUGUUCGCCGACUGGAUUGCCUGGGGUUUGCACGAGCGGGGUGUUGCUGUCCAUUGUUUGUAUCGUGUUGCGUGCUCGGUACGAUUC
This is a messenger RNA of Fomitopsis serialis, 1078 nucleotides long. RefSeq lists its product as uncharacterized. Bases 309 to 701 code for a protein of 130 amino acids. The transcript is spliced from 2 exons. The record is from RefSeq and is a predicted model, not a curated record. NCBI's taxonomy places the organism in Eukaryota, Fungi, Basidiomycota, Agaricomycetes, Polyporales, Fomitopsidaceae.